Pistacia vera is the source of this 670-nucleotide messenger RNA. RefSeq names its product cytochrome c oxidase assembly protein COX19-like. Bases 155 to 445 code for a protein of 96 amino acids. The record is from RefSeq and is a predicted model, not a curated record. The transcript is spliced from 4 exons. NCBI's taxonomy places the organism in Eukaryota, Viridiplantae, Streptophyta, Magnoliopsida, Sapindales, Anacardiaceae.
UUGGAAUAUCUUGCAGCCCACAACUACACAAACUAUUUCAGUCGAAUCAUCUUUAUCUGCGGUUAAAGGAAUAUAAAUUAAUAAUCGCACAGACAACUUCAAAUCCGGUCAGCAACACCACUGAACAAGCAAAACAGUCAAAACCCUUUUCAAAAUGAGCGCAGGUGGAGCCUUUGGUGGCAAUAGAGGAGUCAGACCUGUUCCACCUGAAAAAGGAAUCUUCCCUUUGGAUCAUUUCCAUCAAUGUGAUUUGGAAAAGAAAGAUUACCUUGGUUGUCUUAAAUCUGCUGGUCACCAAUCUGAAAAGUGUCGGCUCUUCUCAAAAAAGUAUCUUGAAUGUCGAAUGGCAAAAAACUUAAUGGCAAAACAAGAUUUGGCUGAACUUGGAUUUAGAGAAGAACGUGACUUGGAAAUUUCUAGAAAAGAGAAUGUAUCAGAGAAUUGAAUUUUGAAGCUGAGCACUGUAAAUGUUAAGCAUUAUGGAUUUGAUAGGACAUUCUAUUCAUCUUUGGAAUGAGAAAGCACAGCAACCAUGAAUCUUUUACUUGUGUAUUUUAACUGACAACUGAAUAAAUCAUCUGCCUUUAUUAACAAUCUGAUAGCUGCACGAACAUGAAGAAAAACUUUCUUCCCAGAAGAAUAUAGAUCAUGAUUCAUGAAUAACAGACCU